GGUGAGAAAGCAGAGGGAGAGGAGAGAUGUGUGUGAGUGUGCGGUGAUCGGUGCUGCAGGUACAGUCAGACGCAGGCCUCUCUCCUCUUCAUCCCCUCCCAAACAGCAACAAUGUCUGGCGGGGGAGACCUACGCGUCCUCCGCCAAGAGCCCGGGCAGGAGAGCCCGAGGAUGCCGGCCUGGAAGCGAGAGAUCCUGGAGAGGAGGAAGGCGAAGGGCGGCGGGUCUGGAGGAGCCGGAGCCGCGGAGACGAGCCUGAGCGGAGCGGGCUCGUCUCCGCGGCUUAACGGCGAGGAUGUGAACGGCGGCGGAGGACUGGGCGGCGGGGCCGGCCGGAGCUACACCAUCACCACGGCCAGCCAACACUUCGGGAACAACAAAGAGCCCCGGCCGCCGACGGAGGACGACCGACGGGAGAGCCUGGUGCUGCAGGAAAGCCUGGGCCCGCUGGAGGAGAACCCCUUCAUCAAGCUGGAGAAGGAGCGGAGGAGGCGACACGACCGAGAACACGCCGCCCGGCCGGUCCAGCACAUCCUGGAGCUGUACGGCAGCGUCCCCGGCAUCCGGACUAUCCGUGCAGAUAACAUCAUCAUCAUUGAGUCUGACCCGGAUUACUUCCCGGAAGCUGGAGGGCUAAACACCGGGUCCAAAUGGCAGCAGAACGGCGUCAGCAGUUACAGCUCUCUGAACGACCUCCUGGACCGGAGAGGGAGUGCUGUGACUGAGAUAAGAGCCAAGGAAGUGGUCAUUUAUGACACCACGUUAAGCAAGAGUGAGGAGAACCUGAGCACCUUGGGCCGCCCUGAUCCUGAGAACCCAUCAUAUGAGACAGGGGAGGGUCAAGGCAGGGUCAGCCGGAUGCUGCAGAAGUUUGACAGCAACUAUGGGAAGCUGCAGAAGAAGUCCCGCAGCACGGAGAACCUGCUGGACCUGGACUGUAGUGCCAGCAGCAGGCAACGACUCUGGUCCAAGCCACAGCCAGAUCUGGUGCCAAAGGCCUGGCCGGGCCCGUCGGUCAGCAGCCCGGGCAGCAGCCAGCCAUCGUCGCCCGUCUUCCAGAGUCCUUCGUCUUCCAAACCAAAGCCACAGCCUGCUGUCUCUGAGCUUGGCAGCCCCCAGCGCCCUGGCGGGUCCCCCCAGCUCGUGUCUUCCUUCCGUCAGCGGUUUGAGGAGAGCGGAGGCCAUGGAGAAGCUGUCAACGCCGGGGAUGAGCCAGACAGGGUGCAAACCAAGCCCAUCAGAGAGAGAGACUGGGAUGGAUCUGUGGGGCCACCCAGACCCAAGGUGCCAUGCUCUCCAGAGACCCGCCGAGUACGUGCCGAGUCUCCCACCAGCCCCAUCUUAUUCAAGGUGUCCCGCUCCUCAUCCGACUUUGAGAUCCGUCCAUCCCCAAAGCCAGACCUCACCCGGAUUCCUGAUGGGGACACCCAGGCGCGGGCCCUCGCGAACCUGCGCCUGCAGUCCCGUAACACCUUCACAGUGAUCCCCAAACGCCGUCCCACCACCUCAUCUGCAACAGGCAGCCCAGCUCCGUCCAGCCCCGUCAAGUCUUCCCCUUCCCACAGAGCGCCAGGGGUGCCCACGCCAGGAGUGCCAACCACCCACGCCCCUACGCCCACCUUGACACCCUCAAAGAGGAAUGAGGAGAAACUGCUGGAGGAGAAGGAAGUCCAGAGGCCGGUGAGGGUAUCAAAGCCUGAACCAUCUCCUCCUGUUGCCACAAGUCCUGCGCCUCCUCUGACGUCAGAACCUCGGUCCCCAUCUCCUGCUCUAACCCCAGCUCCCUACUCCCCACCUGCCCCGUCUUCACCAUCCUCUUCUCCAGCCGUCCCAUCUUCACCCUCCUCUUCUCCGGUUCCUCCGGAAUCCCCAGCCCCGUCCCCUGUCCCCUCUACCCCUUCCCCGGCUCCAGAACAACCCCCCGUGGAUCAGCUGCCAGUCACAAACAUAGACGACAUUGAAGUGGAGUCCCGGCAGAGUGUCCCUGGUCCCAGCCCCAUGGUGCAGAGGAAAAAGGGGAACACCUUCACUGUGGUCCCUAAACGUAGGGCGGAGCCCGAGGGCCAGUCAAGCUCGCCUGAACCCCAGCAGCAGGAAGCAUCGAGUGAGGCCCCGCCGGGGUCCACGCCCCCACAGGCCCCCUACGCCCAGCUUGGCUCCCUGCUGAAGAAACGCUACCCCGCUGCGGAGGAGAUUGAGGUCAUCGGUGGGUACCUGUCCCUGGAGAAGUCCUGCCUCUCCAAGACGAGCUCUAUGGGCAAGAAGCUCAAGAUCUCUUUCAAUGAGUCGAGUCUCCACAGUACGUACGAGUAUCCGUCAGAGAGCAGUGUGUGGGACAGCGGGGAGGAGGACGAGGACGAGAAACUAGACGAGAAGGUGUCGGACGAACAGCCGAGCAUGGUGGGACGCAUCCACAUCCCUCGACCCAGUUUCACCAGCUCGCCCACCCACACCAACAACAGUAACGACCUUUCCAGCUACAUUCCCAAGCACUCAGUGGACUUCAGCGCCUGGCAGGAGCACAAACAUGAUGACAGUGUUUACCAGGAGGACACCACUUCCCAACAGACACAGAUGAGCGAGGAAGUUAUGCUCACUCCGGCGGACAGCUCAUCCCUGUCCGACUACAGCAGCGAGCCCGCUCUUUACUUCUGAUCAGUCGGACCAAUCAGCUGUACAGUAGCAUCACAGCUGUGGGACCAGCCUGCAGCCAGAGCCCAGCGACGUCUGUCACACCUGGGCCCGAACUGCCUCCAGCUCUACACUCCAGCCGUCUCUAAGCACAUAAUCUUCCUGAUAAGACAGGAAACACAGUGUUUUUAUGUUUGUUUGUUUUUUGGCUGAUUUCCUGCCACGGACCUGCCACACGCCACGUUAUCAACCGCAUAUUAGAGCAGAUAAGCUUUUGGCCAGGUGGCCAAUGUUUCGAUUCCAAUCUGCUUCCUGACCUGAAGCAACACGUCCAAAAAGCAGCUGGACUGUCUUUCCCCUAAGAUCCCCGACAGUUGAUCUGUCGGCCUCCCUCCAUCCUCAUCCUCACUAAACUAAAACAUCUGACAGAUUCUUAGUGAUUGUCAGAAAAAUCCAGAGAGAUGUCCGCCUCUUGAAGAAGUUUGCUGGCCUCAUGUCCCCCUCCCGUGAUUCUCUGCUUCCAAGUCUUCAACGUUUGCUUCAGGGUUUGUUGGGAGAUGUUGACAAGCGAAGGAGCUCAACAAGCGAGUAACCAAACUCCUUCAAAAGAACAGGAAGCCGCCAGUGCCCACGCGUAGGAAACGCCACGGUUCAGUGUUAGCAUGGAAACAUGUUGGUAGGACGUGGAGGACGCUGGCACAGUCAAACACACAGAAACAAAAAAAAAAAUGCCGAAAGGGUGCCACAAAUGUAGUUUUUUUUUUUGUUUUUGUACCUGCAUGUUUUGAUUUCAGCCAUCAGCUUGGUUGGUUCUCUUUUACUGUAAAGCUUCCGUAUGCCUUUUUAGUUUUUGUAUGUUUUUCUGGCAAACUAUGCUGUAAUGAAGCUGCUGGAAGUUCAGUAAAAAAGUCUCAACAGCAAGCAAACUUCAACACACUUUCCCUUCUUUGUGACAAAGGAGGGGAAAAUAUGCAGCCCAGGGAAGAUUUCUGUCGAUCAGCUGCAAUUUCUGAUUACAUGCUUGGAAAAAAAGUGACCUUGGCCAAUAAUGUCUGUAUGUCCGUAUCGCUGGUGACAAAACAAAAACCAUCAUACUGUAGAAUGUUUCUGUAUAUCCUCUAUCAAAAGCUGUUAGACCUCCUGACACCUUUUUUUUUCUGGCUUCUCGUGUAUUUAUUCCUGCUUAAAGUUGAAGUUUGCAUGUCUGAGACCUGCUCAUGUACAAAACAUUUUUUUGUAAAGACAAAGUUGCUGGUGUGGAAGGACGUUUUGUUGUUGUUUUCCAGUCGGACCUCAUGUACUUUGACAUUCCAUGGAGUAAAAAAGAGCCGGUCCAUCGAAGUAAUGAACGCAACAGCGGUUAUGAUCAUUCAUAAUGUGGCACGUUUGUAAGAGCGAAUGCGAGAUCAUGUGUGUUUUUGAGAGAAUAUGUGAUGAUUUCUUUUUUAAUUAAGAUUGUUUUAUAUACAAGAAUGCACCAAGUUUCCAGAUGAUUUUGUUGUUUUUAAACUCAUAAUGCCAAGUGAUUAAAAGUGUUGCUGUAACGGCUUCACAUUCAUUCUCUACACGCCCAGGAUCGACCCUUUGGCCAGUAUUGUUGUACAGUUUCCACCAUUAUUCUCAUAAGUACGAAGAUCUCUUUCUGUCUUUCAUUUCUCCACUCAGAUGAAAUGUGUUGAGUCCUCAAGGUUGGAUUUUGAUGUUAGGAGAUGAGGUGUUUUUUUUUUGUCUUUGUCUGAUGAAUUUAGGAAUUAUCUGUUUUUCGUCUGGAGUUUUAGAUGUUAAAUGUCUUUGCACUGUCUUGCUUUUAGCUUUGCACCUAAUGAGAAGGAACAGAGUAGGCGACAGAGGAUAUGUGCACUUAAAAGAACAAGACGUCUAGUUGAAGAGUUUUGUUUCGAAACAAUAGCCACUAUUGCCGCCUGUUGCAUUGAUCUCGUUUCAAUUCUAAAUGAAUGAAUAGUUUUGUGGGAUAGAACUCUUCAACCGUACAUGUUGAAUGCACUGCCGAUGAAUGCCAUGUCCACUUUUUUUCUUUCAUUCUGUUUGCCACGGCCUUGCAUCAAAAGUCUUCUGAUUGUCGGCCUUGUCGCUGGGACCAUUAACCGUAGCCCAAGGGAAGUUUUUCCACACAGGACCACGGCUUCAUCUUUGUCCUAAAGUUUCCCCGAAAACUCCUUGUUAGUCGUGAUUAUUGGCCAGUUAAGCUGACGUGUCACCUUAUGAUGUACUGUCACUUUCAAGGACCAUACCAGUGUUUUAGCAUUUUUUUGCCUAUUUAGUACAAAUCAAAUAUACUUUACUGCUUACUAUUUUGCAAACCAUGCAACUGUGGUUUAGAAAUUUGAAUGUAUUUUUUUUUUGUUUGUUUUUAGAUUCCAGAUGUCCGUUGGUUUCCACUCAAUUUCAUAAGUUCUGAAAAUUUACCAGAAGACUCUUUCUUGUCUUGUAUAAGUCAUCACAAGUGAACAUUGAUCCCUUUACCGUAGCGUCAUAAAGCAGUAAGGUUUGGAUAUCAUUUCAAAUAACAUUCCUAAACCAAAGUGGUUUAUUUUAUUUAUUUAAAAAAAAAAAAUGUUAUUAAACCUUUCUCAGGUAAAACCUUUACAGAGAAAAUGCUUUGAACGUACUACACUCCACUACAGACUCAUUUAAGUAGGUAACAAAAAGUAUUGAUUUACAAUAUCCAGCUCUGUAAUGUGUAGUACUGACUGUUAAAACUAAUCGGCGCUUAAACUACAUUAACAUAAUGUAAUGGUAUCUGUAAUGUACCUGACAAUAAUCAAUGCAGAUGUGAUUCAAUGUGAUGGAUUACACAACUCAAGAAAGUUGACUAAUACAUUUUCAUACCAUAAGGAAAUUAAUGGAAACCAAUGGCUGCUUUAAACAGCAGGAACGACCCAGUCGGCAAAAAUGUGAAGUACAUGUAAUUUGUAAUUAAGAAGCUCAAAGUCCCCAAACACAUUGGUAUGAGUCUUUAAGUUGAGUUUGGCCCAUAGACAGCCUCACGUCAACCAGCUGUGGAGCCCGUCUAACGGUCAAAACACACCUGUGGCUCCAUCUGUGGUAAAUGCUGCCUUCAAUGACCAAAACAGGAUGUAUACUCUUUGUGGGAAUCUUAAGCUCUCUGUCUUUCUGUGAACUGAAGGACCAAAAAGGCAACAGCGAGAACUUUUCUGGUGGCCAGUAGUGGGACACACGACAUGACCUCUGAAGUGUACACGCUGCCUCUCACCGCAGCGCUUUCUCAUCUGCCCCCACCCGCUGCAAAGUGAGCGGCUGGUGUUGUACACACUGUAGCGAGUCUGUGGUAGAAGCUCCAUCUUGUUCUUUUUACUUUCCCCCCUCGUCUGUAAAUCUACAUCGCAGCAGAUGUGCUUACUGUAAAGUUAUUGUCAAUGACUUGGGCAAAUAAAACUAAAACAAAAAAAAAAGUGAUGUCAUACUUGUACAAAUGAAAGCUCAAUAAA
Molecule: messenger RNA, 6101 nt
Organism: Anoplopoma fimbria (sablefish)
Lineage: Eukaryota; Metazoa; Chordata; Actinopteri; Perciformes; Anoplopomatidae
Gene: tprn
Product: taperin
Exons: 4
Coding region: 112-2655 (847 amino acids)
Molecular function (GO): phosphatase binding
Source: RefSeq, a predicted model, not a curated record